Stereum hirsutum FP-91666 SS1 is the source of this 2265-nucleotide messenger RNA. RefSeq lists its product as uncharacterized. Gene Ontology annotation, molecular function: DNA-binding transcription factor activity, RNA polymerase II-specific; zinc ion binding; DNA binding. Bases 1 to 2265 code for a protein of 754 amino acids. The transcript has 9 exons. Lineage: Eukaryota; Fungi; Basidiomycota; Agaricomycetes; Russulales; Stereaceae. The record is from RefSeq and is a predicted model, not a curated record. Gene Ontology annotation, biological process: regulation of DNA-templated transcription; DNA-templated transcription.
AUGAAGUCCUCCGAAGUCGUCGUUAAAGUCGAGAAACAAACGAGGCGACACUCGCACAAAGGCAACAGGCCUUCGAUUCCGCAGACGAAAUCUUGUCCGAUUUGCUUUGCCAAGUUCACCCGCAAUACCCAUUUGACCCGUCACCUUCGAACGCAUUCAAAUGAAAGAUUGCAUCGCUGCGAUAUAUGUCUCUCCCAGUUCACGAGAAGUGACCUUCUCUCCAGGCACAAAAGAAGCUGUGGCGACCUGCUUAACAAGGGCAAGUCGAGACGUAAAUCGUGUGAAGCUUGUGCAGAGUCGAAAAUACGAUGCGACCUGAAGCACCCAUGCUCGAAGUGCACCUCACGCGGACGGGACUGUGUCUUCGUCAAUGACCCGGAGACAUCGAGGGAGAAGAAAGCUGCAGCAACUCCUUCGACAUCAAACAUCUCCCCUUCGAACGACUCGGUCACCGACUUUUACGAAGGAUCGCCACGGUCGGCUGGUUCUGCACCUACCCCUCCCUCCGCUGUCGACUAUCCUAACUAUACCGCCGCGCAAACAAUGACCCUGUCGUACACGCAGACACCAACGGGAUCAGCGAGCGCCUCUCCCACUUUGUUCUCACAAUCAGUGGAGUCGUCCCAAGCGGCCAACUUACGCGCUUUCGAUGAGCUCACGGCCAAAGUCGACUAUGUCGAAACGCCAUAUCAGGCUUCUCUUGAUGACCCCCACAGGUUGUCUACGUCGCAUCAGGAUGUCCACCUCAUGAAGUUUGGACAAUUCCUGUUCACCAAUUCCCCUCCCCCGAAUGAAGAUGUAACAAGCAUUAUCCCUACUGGAUGGGACGUGCGGCCGCCUGACAUGGCGACUAUGACCAGUGUCACUCCAUCGCACGACUUUUUGAAUCAUGACGGAUUGUCUCCCGACUGUUCACUGAUUCUUUUCAAUCCGCUUUCUAUCGAUGCGUCAAUACCACGGCCGACAGUUUCUAUGAAUACUCUCGAUGAGCCGACCGAGACUGAACUCCGGCAAUACCUAAUCACUUUCUUCACGGCUUUCUCGCCACAUGUCCCGAUUGUGCACCAUCCGACGUGGAGACUCGAAGACUUGCCGCCUGUGCUCAUACGAGCUAUGCAAGCAUGCGGCGCACUGUUCACCAAGACACCACAGGCGAACGAGUUCGCCGCACAGACGCUCGCGGCUACACGGGAAGCGCUUCUUGAGGAAGAUGUAAGUCGUCUUUGUCAAACAUCAGCCGAGUUUUACCUCGUCAUUUCUGUGUUGCUCGUACAAAGCAUCGGAAUGUUUCACCAACGCUUCGAGGAUCGCGAGGCCUCGAAUAUAUAUCAUCGCAUAAUUGUUUCGAUGAUCCGCAGGCGUCAUCUCAUCGCGGAAUGCUCGAGUUGGACACCGCCCGAUUUAUCUGACCCGUACACACUUGAGGCGGCAUGGCAGGAGUGGCGGGUACAUGAGAUGGUCAAACGCGGUCUCAUUGUGUCCUACGUGCACGAUGUUGUGCAUUGCGUUUUCUUCUCACUAUCCCCGGCUUAUGAGAUGGACGAGCUGAACAUCUGCCUCCCGGUGGAGGACGAGUUAUGGCGUGCGAGCUCUGCUCAAGAAUGGUACCUCCUCCUGCAGCAACCGUCCCCCUACGGUUCGAUACCCGCGCGACUCAGCGGUUUCAACAUGUGCAAGGCCCUCGCCAUGCUAGCCACCUCAUCAUCUGCCGUCCUUCCUGUCCCACCAUUCGCAAACUUCGUGCUCGUGCAUGCAAUUCUCCGCCUCGUAUUCGACCGAACUACUGCCCGAAGCGCGGCUACGGAAGGCGAAUUCGCACUACACAUUCAGGUCCUUCUCCAGAGUUGGCUCCAUAAUUGGAUGAACGCACCCGACGGUCCGCAAACACAAUCGCAUUCGGAUGAGCCACCAUUCAUGCAGCACGCCACGCCAUACUACUACCUUGCGCAAGCCUCGCUCAUGCCGUUUCAGGAUGGCAUGCCUGCUAUCGGGGGACCACAUUCGGCACGAUCUUAUUCGCCUGAGGUUCGAUACCGUGUCUUGACACAAUGGUUAUACUGCGUUAGAGCGUUUCUGAAGACUGGAGGACCCUGGCAGGGUCCGACGACGUAUGCGUUUUUGAGGGAUUUAGUGAAUAUGGGAAGGCAGGAAAUCGUUGAUUCGCAGGGUGUCGGGGUGACCGGGGCUCUCGACGGAGAAGAGAUCAGGAAUUCGCAUGAUGUCUCGGAGGCGCUGAACCGCUCGUCAUUUGUAAGAGCAUCGUAG